Molecule: messenger RNA, 7493 nt
Organism: Syzygium oleosum
Lineage: Eukaryota; Viridiplantae; Streptophyta; Magnoliopsida; Myrtales; Myrtaceae
Exons: 51
Coding region: 66-7328 (2420 amino acids)
Biological process (GO): nuclear-transcribed mRNA catabolic process, deadenylation-dependent decay
Cellular component (GO): P-body; CCR4-NOT core complex
Molecular function (GO): molecular adaptor activity
Source: RefSeq, a predicted model, not a curated record
UCCGUCUCCGUCUCCGGUCCCCGUCGCCCGGAAACCCUAGGCGACCGCGCGGAUCGACGGCCACCAUGCUCAAGUUCUCGGACAUCGUCUCGAACCAGAUUCGCUUCCUGCUCGGCAGCGUCGACGAAUCCAACCUCGACCCCGUCUUGCGCGAGCUCUACCAGUUUCUUGGCUAUGGUGUUGAAGGAAGCAUUUUGCUGCUCCAAACCUGCCUGGAUUACCUGAAUCUUCACUGGGCAGAGUUGAACUCGCAUGUUAAAGCUGCUUUAGUGUCAAUUUUCAAGUACAUCUUGGAGAAGCCAAACUUUAGCACGGUCUUUUGUCUCUCAUUAAAAAGUGGAGUGCUGAGUGAAGCUUUUCUGGAGAAUCUUUCGGAUACAUUAUGCUUAUCCCUGUGUGAAAAAAUUAGCAUUGGUCUUGCUUUGUCAAGUUCUGAAAAUGUUGAAAUUGGGAAGUGUGGGAAGAACUUUUGUAUGGCUCAGAUUGAAGAAUUGUCUGCAAAUCCUGCUCCUUUGAAAGCUGCUGAGCAGAUCCAGGGAAUUAUUCUGUUCCUUCAGCGCUCAGAAGACCUGUGCAAGCAUGUAGAUUCUUUCAUGCAGAUGUUGUCUCUGGUGCAGCCUAAAGAUGUUGCCUCAUUCAUUUUAACCCCUUUGCUUUCAGAUGAAUUGCGUGACGUCAAUACAAUGAGGAGCUUGGAUCUACUGUAUGAUUGCAAAGAAGAUGAUUUUGAUGCUAUCUUGGCGGAAAUGGAGAAGGAGAUUGGCAUGGGCGAUGUCAUGAGGGAGUUAGGUUAUGGAUGCACAGUUAAUGACUUGCAGUGUAAAGAAACCUUAUCUCUGUUUUCUCCACUAACCGAAGUCACUCUCUCUAGAAUAAUUGGUACUAUUGCCCGUACUCAUGUUGGUCUCGAAGAUAAUCACAGCACAGCUUCGAGUUUUGCUGUGGCACUUGGCAACAGCAGUUGGUCUGAUCUUCCCUCUCCAAGCUCUUGGAACAUUGAUAUUCUCGUAGAUUCAAUCAAGCAGCUUGCGCCUGGAAUCAAUUGGGCAUCAGUAAUUGAAAGCCUGGAUCAUGAAGGAUUCUACUUGCCUAACGAGGAAGCAUUUUCUUUCUUCAUGUCUGUUUAUCGAUGUGCUUGUCAGGAUCCUUUUCCUCUCAAGGCCAUAUGUGGGUCUGUCUGGAAGAAUAUUGAGGGCCAGAUAUCAUUCUUAAAAUGUGCUGUGUCAGCUCCUCCUGAAGUAUUUACCUUUGCUCAUUCUGGGAGGCAGCUGGCUUAUGUUGAUGCGAUAAAUGGUCAUAAGCUCCAGCUUGGACAUGCAAAUCAUGCUUGGUUGUGCCUUGACCUCUUAGAUGUGUUGUGUCAAAUUGCUGAGGCUGGUUAUGCUGGAUCUGUUCGCGCAAUGCUUGAAUACCCUCUCAAAUACUGUCCAGAAGUCUUGCUUCUUGCAAUGGCACAUAUUAAUACUGUAUAUAAUCUCCUGCAGUCUGAAGUCUCCCUUGCCGUGUUUCCCAUGAUAAUGAAAAAUGCCGGGGGUGUCGGCAUGAUCCUUUACCUCUGGCAUGUUAACCCGAUUCUUGUGUUGAGGGGGUUUGUUGAUGCUGCGGGUCUUGAUCCAGACUGCAUGACUAGAAUACUGGACAUUUGUGAAGAGCUUAAGAUACUUUCCCAAGUUCUAGAGAUGAUUCCUUCUUCCUUUGGCAUCAGACUUGCUGCCCUUGCUUCACGAAAGGAACUCAUAGACCUUGAAAAUUGGUUGAGCAAUAAUCUGACUACUUACAAGCACAUUUUCUUUGAGGAGUGUCUUCAAUUCCUGAAGCUUCUGGAAUCUGGUGAAUCAGUGGAUAUUACUGCCAAGGGCUCUCUGCAUUCUGGCGGACUUUCGAAUCUUUAUCUGGAUGCAAUUCCUAUCUUCUUCAAGAUGCUUGUGGCUCAUGCGAGCUCGAUGUCAUCCCACCAACAUUUAGAGGAAUUGGAGAGAUUGCGUAUAGCACUUACAACCUCAACUAUGAGACUUCAAAAUGGUGGGACUGCAGAUUCAGCAUCCUCUGAGGAAUAUGCCGAGGACAUAGAGGCAGAAGCAAAUUCAUAUUUCCAGCAAAUGUUUUCUGGCCAGUUAAUGAUUGAUGCCAUGGUUCAAAUGCUGACUCGGUUCAAGGAAUCUUCUUUGAAAAGGGAGCAGUCUAUUUUUGAGUGUAUGAUUGCCAACCUAUUCGAGGAAUAUAAGUUCUUUCCCAAGUAUCCAGAAAUGCAACUUAAAAUUGCUGCAGUACUCUUUGGCUCUGUCAUCAAGCACCAACUUGUAACUCAUCUGACACUUGGGAUUGCCUUGCGCUGUGUUUUAGAUGCGCUCCGUAAGCCUCCAGAUUCAAAGAUGUUUGUAUUUGGAACCAAGGCAUUGGAGCAGUUUGUGGAUCGAUUAAUUGAAUGGCCACAGUAUUGCAAUCAUAUUCUACAAAUAUCUCAUCUUCGGAACACUCACUCAGAUCUUGUUGCUUUUAUUGAGCGAACUCUUGCGCGAAUAUCAUCAAGUCAUUCAGAUCCUGAUGGAGGCAACAUUCCUGCUAGUGUUCAUCAUGGUCCACCUCAAGGUGGCGCUGCAAAUAUGGAGGUGAAUAGCACUUCAGGCAUUCUUGCCGGACAGCAACCUAUUUUGCCAUUCCAGCUUCAACAGAGACAGGAAGCAUCCCUAGACGAUAGGCAUAAGACUCAUGCAUCUUCGGUAAUGGAGGUGAAAGCUGUGGUGCCUGCGCCAGGGAAACCUCCAGCUAGCACAGUAGGUGAAUCUUCCAAUAUCCAGAAGUUGCAGACCCAGAAUGUAGGGAUUACUGCUGUACCAUCGUCUUCAUCACCUGGUUUUGUUCGUCCUUCCAGGGCUCCUCCUUCUGCUCGGUUUGGCUCUGCUUUGAACAUUGAGACACUCAUUGCUGCUGCUGAGAAACGAGAUACUCCUAUAGAGGCUCCGGCAUCAGAAGUUCAAGACAAGAUAUCAUUUAUUAUCAACAACCUUUCAGUGACGAAUAUUGAAGCUAAAGCAAAAGAGUUCACUGAAAUUUUUAAAGAGCAGUUCUACCCAUGGUUUGCGCAGUACAUGGUCAUGAAAAGAGCAAGCAUUGAACCAAAUUUUCAUGACCUUUACUUGAAGUUUUUGGACAAAGUCAAUUCAAAGGCCUUAAAUAAAGAGAUUGUUCAAGCAACUUAUGAGAACUGCAAGGUCCUUCUAAGAUCUGAGCUCAUAAAAUCAAGUUCAGAAGAGCGUUCACUACUGAAGAACUUGGGUAGCUGGCUCGGGAAAUUAACCAUUGGCAGAAAUCAAGUUUUAAGGGCUCGCGAAAUAGAUCCAAAGUCAUUGAUUAUCGAGGCAUAUGAGAAGGGUAAAAUGAUUGCAGUUAUCCCAUUUACUUCAAAGAUUCUUGAGCCCUGCCAAAACAGUCUAGCGUACCAACCUCCUAAUCCAUGGACCAUGGGAAUCCUUGGAUUACUAGCUGAAAUUUAUCUGAUGCCCAACUUGAAAAUGAACCUCAAAUUUGAUAUUGAGGUCCUGUUCAAAAAUCUUGGGGUGGAUUUGAAGGACAUGACACCUACGUCACUUCUGAAGGAUCAUAUAAGAGAAGUUGAAGGAAACCCUGAUUUUUCAAACAAAGAUGUUGCCGCAACCCAACCACAAAUCCUUGCUGAUGUUAAAUCUGGAAUAAUAUCACCAAUAAAUCAAGUAGAAUUACCUCUGAAGAUUGCCAGUCCGUCUGAUUCUAGCCAUACACACUUACUGUCUCAGUUUGCUGCUCCUCUUCAACUAUCAUCUGGUGCACUGAUUGAGGAUGAAAAGUUAGCAGCUUUGGGUCUGUCUGAUCAACUUCCCUCUGCCCAAGGACUCUUGCAGGCUGCCCAGUCCCAGUCUUCAUUCUCUGUUAGUCAGCUGCCUUCUCCAAUUCUUAACAUUGGAACUCAUGUUAUAAUCAACCAAAAGCUAACUGGUCUUGGCUUGCAUUUGCAUUUCCAGAGGGUGGUUCCAAUAGCUAUGGACAGAGCUAUCAAGGAGAUAGUACCUGGGAUUGUGCAACGUAGCGUUUCCAUAGCAACUCAAACAACAAAGGAACUUGUUUUAAAGGACUAUGCUCUGGAGUCAGAUGAGACAAGAAUCUAUAAAGCAGCGCGGAAAAUGGUUGCGAGCCUUGCUGGAAGUCUAGCUCAUGUGACAUGCAAGCAGGAACCUUUGCGUGCUUCAAUAUCAAAUCAGCUAAAAAAUUCGCUUCAGGGCUUGAAUAUAUCUGCCGAACUUCUUGACCAGGCUGUUCAACUGGCUACCAAUGAUAAUCUUGACCUUGGCUGUGCAGUCAUUGAACGGGCUGCAGCUGAUAAGGCAAUUCAAACCAUCGAUGCUGAAAUCUCUCAACAACUUAACCUAAAGAAACAUAGGGAGGGUGUUGCUCCAGCAUAUUUUGAAGCCACUGUAUUUGUUCAAGGUUCAAUGGGCAUUCUCCCAGAGGCUCUUCGCCCCAAACCCGGUCAUUUGUCCCUUUCUCAACAACGGGUUUAUGAGGACUUUGAUAGGCUUCCCUGGCAAAACCAUUCGAAUCAAAGUUCACAUUCACUGCCUUCAGGACAUUCAGCUGCAUCUGGAGGUUCUCUACCUUCUACUACAUAUGAUCUGGUGUCUGGACAACUAUCUGGCUAUGCUCCGUCCUAUGUUAACUCAGGAGCUGAAGCAGUUUCUCGUCAAUUGGAUCUUCCUUCUGAAGGAAUAGAGGCUAAUUCAGCUCCAUUUCUCAGUGUGUCCUCAACUCAUAUUGGCACAGUGGAUGGGGUUACUCAGAGUUCUGACAAAAAUGCAGUUACCGCUUCACUGCCUUUGUCUGUUUCCGUGUCUGAGCUGAAUUCGGUGGAAACCUCCAGUGCUAUGAAAGACACUGCUCCUCCACAGCCUUUGCCCUCACCUGUGCCCUCUGAGCGCAUUGGAAAUAGUAUAUCAGAACCUUCAUUGCAGCCAAGGGAUGCAUUAGACAAAUACCAAAUUGUUGCACAGAAGUUGGAAGAUUUGAUGACUAAUGACGCUAGAGAUGUAGAAGUUCAGAGAAUAAUUGCUGAGGUUCCUGAGAUCAUACUACGCUGCAGAGGUCGAGAUGAGGCUGCUUUGGCAGUAGCUCAAAAGGUUUUCAAGGGUUUGUAUGAAAACCCAUCAAAUAACUUUCAUGCCAGUGCUCAUCUUGCAAUUCUGGCUGCCAUCAGAGAUGUUUGUAAGCUGGUGGUUAAGGAGGUUACAAGCUGGGUAAUAUACUCGGAUGAGGAGCGGAAGUUCAAUAAAGAUAUCAUUAUGGGACUGAUCCACAGUGAAUUGCUAAACCUCGCUGAGUACAAUGUUCAUAUGGCAAAGCUGAUAGAUGGGGGCAGGAAUAAGGCGGCUACAGAGUUUGCUGUUUCUCUUCUGCAAACUCUAGCAAUUGAAGAAUCUAGUGUUGUUUCUGAGCUCCAUAGUCUUGUUGAAGCAUUGGCAAAGCUUGCGACAAAGCCUGGCAUGCCUGAGUCAUUACAGCCGCUGGUUGAGGUUUUGAAGAAUCCUGGUGCUAAUGCGAAUGCCUUUGCGAGUCUCACUAUUGGAAAGGAGGAUAAGACCAAGCAAGUAAAGGACAAGAAGGUUCCUGGACCUACCGCCAUUGGUAGAGAUGACUACAACAAUAUUGAUGUUGUGGAGCCCGAUCCUGCUGGCUUUGGUGAGCAGGCAUCCUUGCGUUUUGGAGAAUGGUACAGGAUAUGUGAACUUCCUGGUUCAAAUGAUGCUGCUUGUUCACAUUACAUCUUACAGUUGCAUCAAAGUGGACUUCUUAAAGUUGAUGACAUGACAGAUCGGUUUUUCCGUGCUCUAACGCAUAUUGCUGUUUCUCAUUGCGUUUCUUCUGAAGUGAUCAAUUCAAGCACUACACAGUCACCUCAGCAAGUACAGAAUCUUUCAUUCCUUGCAAUCGACACAUAUGCAAAACUCGUCUUUUCAGCGGUUAAGUAUUGUCCUGUGGACCAAGGAUCCAGCAAGCAUGCACUUUUUUCGCGGAUACUGGUUGUUACUGUUAGAUAUAUCCAAAAAGAUGCGGAGGAGAAGAAAGCUUCUUUUAAUCCGAGACCGUAUUUCAGAUUGUUUAUCAAUUGGCUGUUGGACUUCAAUUCCCAAGAUCCAGCUAUUGAUAGUGCACAUUUUCAGAUUUUGACAGCAUUUGCGAAUGCAUUCCAUGCUUUGCAGCCUCUGAAAGUUCCAGCAUUCAGCUUUGCAUGGCUUGAGCUGGUUAGUCACAGGAGUUUCAUGCCGAAGAUUCUCUCUGGGAACUCUCAGAAAGGUUGGCCUUACUUCCAGCGCCUGCUGGUUGACUUGUUUCAGUACAUGGAGCCAUUCUUGAGAAAUGCUGAACUUGGUUUGCCGGUUCAUUUUCUGUAUAAGGGAACACUUAGAGUGCUGCUUGUGCUGCUUCAUGAUUUUCCAGAGUUCCUUUGUGAUUAUCAUUUUACAUUUUGUGAUGUGAUUCCUCCUAGCUGCAUCCAAAUGCGAAAUAUCAUCCUUAGUGCAUUUCCUCGCAAUAUGAGGCUUCCUGAUCCAUCUACUCCUAACUUAAAGAUUGAUUUGCUUGCGGAGAUCACUCAACCACCUCGCAUCCUUUCUGAAGUUGAUGCUGCUGUAAAAGCAAAGCAGAUGAAGGCUGAUAUUGAUGAGUAUCUUAAGACAAGGCCACAAGGAUCACCAUUUUUGACUGAACUGAAGCAGAGAUUACUGCUUCCGCCAAGUGAAGCCUCAGUUUCUGGCACCAGAUAUGAUGUGCCGCUGAUAAAUUCUCUUGUUCUUUAUGUCGGGAUGCAGGCCAUUCAGCAGCUACAGUCGAGGACUGCUCAUGCACAAACACCAGUAAAUCCUGCUUCACUGGCUGUUUUCCUGAUCAGUGCGGCACUGGAUAUUUUCCAGACCCUGAUACUGGAGUUGGAUACUGAAGGACGCUAUCUCUUUUUGAAUGCAAUUGCUAAUCAACUGCGUUACCCAAAUACGCAUACACACUAUUUCUCUUUUGUCCUCCUCUACUUAUUUGCAGAAGCGAAUCAGCAGGAGAUUGUCCAAGAGCAGAUUACGAGAGUCUUGUUCGAACGCCUAAUUGUGAACCGCCCUCAUCCUUGGGGUCUUCUUAUAACCUUUAUUGAACUCAUCAAGAAUCCGCGAUACAACUUUUGGAACCGAUCCUUCAUCCGCUGUGCCCCCGAGAUUGAGAAGCUUUUCGAAUCCGUCGCAAGAUCAUGCGGGGGUCCGAAAACUGUGGACGACAGCGUGGUCUCUGGUUGGAUAUCCGACAACGCACACUGACUUGUAACUUUGUGGCCAUAGUUUCUUUUCUUUCUUUUUUUCCCUUCAAUGUUUUCUGUAGACCCUUGUCUGUUUGUUUUCGGCCGAAACAUGGACCCUGUAAUUGACUCUCUUGUACAUUGUAGGACAGCUCAAACUUAGAAAAUUCCAGAGCCAAUUUUUUCA